This is a messenger RNA of Oppia nitens, 4986 nucleotides long. Its product is annotated as NPC intracellular cholesterol transporter 1-like. Gene Ontology annotation, biological process: transmembrane transport. The transcript has 15 exons. Gene Ontology annotation, cellular component: membrane. Bases 1 to 4986 code for a protein of 1661 amino acids. NCBI's taxonomy places the organism in Eukaryota, Metazoa, Arthropoda, Arachnida, Sarcoptiformes, Oppiidae. The record is from RefSeq and is a predicted model, not a curated record. Gene Ontology annotation, molecular function: transmembrane transporter activity; lipid carrier activity.
AUGAAGCUAUCACUGGGUGUUUUGUUAAUUGAAUACAUAAGCAACAAAUAUUCAAUUAAUCGGCGAAAAUGCUAUCAAAUACUGGUAUUGAUUGUGACAUUUAUGAUUUACUGUGUGUCACAUUUGGCCCGACGGCCACUAUCGGUAGUGAAGGCACAGUUACAUAAAGAUAACUGUACCAAACAUAUCAGUGAUGAUGGACAUCGCCAUCCAGACAGUUGGUAUGAGGAGCACCCAUAUUGGUGCGAUUGGUCUCCAUUUGACAAUAAUAAUGCUGAAGUAUUGCUCGGGUGGUUGGAUACCAGUUUUCUUAUAUCAUAUGCUGUGUGUAUGUUUGUGGCCGGUUAUGUUGCCGAAAGACUAAAUUUGAGAUUAUUUCUGACCGCUUGUCUCUUACUUUGUGGUGUUUUCUCGAUAAUGGCUGGACUUCCCUAUUCAUUAAAUAUUCACUAUUUAUGGUAUUUUAUUAUUAUUCAAGUGUUUACCGGUAUUGUACAGACCGGUCCUUGGCCUGCGGUAGUCACGGCUGUCAGCAAUUGGUAUCACAACGAGAAAAAGGGAUUAUUGUUUGGUGUUUGGGGAUUUCAUACUACAUUAGGCAAUAUAUUGGGUGCACUCGUUGCUGAUCCUAAUUAUGUUGAACUUCCGGUAAUUAACUUUAAGGACUCAGCCAAUGAUGAGGAAAAUGAUAGAAAUGAUGACAAAAAUACUGCCAUAUCUUUUAUCGGUGCUCUUAAGAUACCUGGUGUCAUAGAGUAUUCAAUUUGUCUAUUUUUCUCCAAACUGGUUACCUAUACAUUCAUGUUUUGGUUACCACUUUAUAUAAGCAAUUCAAUUAAAGUAUCUCCAUCUGAGUCCGCAUAUCUGUCCAUAUCAUUUGACAUCGGCGGUACUUUUGGUGCUAUUUUGGCCGGUUAUUUGGCCGAUAUUACCAAUGCCAGUGCCAUCACUUGUAAUGUAUUUUUUAUACUCACGAUACCAUCGUUAUUGGCCUAUUAUGAAUGGGGUCCAUUAUCAAUGGUAUCCCAUCAAUGUUUACAAUUUAUUGCCGGUUUCUUUGUCAACGGACCUUACAAUUUGAUUACAACUGCCGUAUCGGCCGAUCUGGCCAUAAGAGUCAAAUCAAAGACAGCAUUGGCCACUGUGUCAGCCAUUAUAGAUGGUAUGGGGUCUAUAGGUGCUGCUGUAGGUCCAGCAAUGGCCGGUUAUGUUGAAGGCUACGGUUGGCGUAAUGUGUUUUAUAUGUUGAAUAGCUUAACGGCGUCUAAGUGUGUCUAUAGAGGCACAUGUGGUCAUAAUAGCUGGGGGUUUCCGAUUCCAUGUGUUGUCAAAGAUGUCGAACCGAAACAAUUAACUGAUAAAAAAAUUGAAAAUCAAUUGAAACUAUUGGUUCCCGAUUUGUUUGACGUGAAAGAUCCAGUUGUCUGUUGUAGUGACGAAGGAGCGGCUGCACUGAUCAAUGAUCAGUUAAAAAAGGCCGAACCAUUCAUUAAAGGCUGUCCCUCUUGUUAUGUCAACUUUGUGCGAGUGAUGGUUCAUAUGUCAUGCAAUCCCAAUCACCGCCAGUUUGUCGAAGUAGCCGAAAGCGAACCGUCAACAGAUGAACCCACGAAAGAUAUGGUCAAAUCAUUGAAUUAUUAUUUGACGCCCAGAUUUGCAAACACAGUGUUUGACUCGUGUGUCAACGUCCAUAUGCCGGGUGGUAUGGCAAUGGAUGUUUUAUGUACCGCCAAAAAGUCGUCCACUGUUUGUUCGGCUCGUUAUUUUUUUGACACAAUGGGUACAAGUCCUCCCUCUCCUUUUCACAUCAAUUUUAUCUUCGAUGGCGUCAAUAAAUCAGGAAUUACACCAAACGACGCGCCAUUGUUCAAGUGUAGCGAAGCUCCCAAACCGUUCUCAAACCGCACCUGUAGUUUUCUUGACUGUCCCACAAAACCUCCUAAAAACACAUACCCACCCCCAGAAACACAAUGGCUUGUCUGGGAGAUCGAUGGCAUAUGGGUUUGCGUUGCUUUCAUUUAUUACAUCUCUCUUAUUGUUAUAUUUGGCAUUUCAUUCAUUAAUUUUUAUAACCAUUUGCGUAAAGUAUCAGAUAGACUUAGAUUCAACAAUGAGACACAAAAAACAACAAAAUUGAAAAUUUUUAGCAAAAUUUCACAAUCAUUACAUAAUUCUGGUCUUAAGUUUGAUGAAUUCAUUGGUAAAGGAUUUAAAAGUUAUGGAACAAUAUGUUGUCAAAAGCCAUAUGUGUUUGUCUUACCAGUGCUGGGCGUUAUUAUAGCUAUAGGUUUAUCAAUUGGUAUGUUAACCCAUUUUGUCGCAAUGACAGAUCCAGUUGACCUAUGGUCAGCACCUGGAAGUAGAGCCCGAUUAGAAAAGGAGUUUUUUGACAAACAUUUCAAUCCUUAUUAUCGAAUAAAUCAAGUAAUAAUUCGACCGAAAAAUGGCACAACAGUUCUUCACAUGGAUUUGUCUGAUCCAACAAAUAUAACUACUAUAAGAUAUGGACCGGCAUUUGAUAAACUAUUUUUGUUAAAAGUGCUACAAUUGGAGCAAAACAUAAUGAAUAUAACCGUCAAAGUGGGUAAAAAAACAGUCGAUAUUACACAACUAUGUUUUGCACCCAUGAAUAAUGGUAUCUGUGCUCUGCAGACACCAUUGGGUUGGUUUCAGAGUAAAAUCGAAAAUGUUAAUAGAAUUAUAGAUAACAAGAAUUAUUUGGAUCAUAUGACAAAAUGUAUGUCUAAUAACUAUCUUCAAAAAGACACAGAUUUUGACUUGAGUUGUGCCGGCAAUUUUGGUGGACCCAUGUUGUCUAAUGUAGUACUUGUCGACUAUGAUGGCACCGACUAUACCACUGCCAGAGGUGUAUCACUGUCUCUGUUGCUAAACAAUUAUGAAGAUAGUCUAUACCGUAGUCAAGCACUGGACUGGGAGAAAGAGUAUCUCGAUUUGCUUCAUAAUUAUGAUGAUCCAGAUCUACAUAUAGUAUAUUAUUCUGAGAGGUCUCUUGAAGACGAGUUGGACAGACAAAGCAAAUCAAGUUUAAUAACAAUUGUCAUCAGUUAUGCCGUUAUGUUUGUCUAUAUUUCUAUAUCGUUGGGUCGGUUCACUACAAUUAAGAGACUAUUUAUUGACUCAAAAAUCGUAUUAGGAUUGUGUGGAGUAGUUAUUGUAUUGUUAUCAGUAACCGCUUCAAUAGGUUUGUUAAGUUUUUGUGGAGUUAAGUCAACGCUUAUCAUUGUUGAAGUCAUACCGUUCUUGGUAUUGGCUGUCGGUGUGGACAACAUAUUUAUUUUGGUCCAAAGUUUUCAGCGCCAGAAGUUUGCCAAAGAGGUGCCGAUGACUGAGCGUAUCGGUACAGUAAUGCAAAGUAUUGCGCCGUCAAUAUUGUUGGCCACUAUAGCAGAGUCGUCGUGUUUUUUCUUUGGUGCGCUCACACCGAUGCCAGCCGUCCGAGUGUUUGCACUGAACGCCGGUCUCGCACUUUUCAUGGCUUUUAUACUGCAAAUGAUUGUCUUUAUACCACUUCUAGUACUCGACACUCACAGACAAUUGGAUAACAGAUACGAAUUGUUUUGUUGUUUCAAACAAUCAAAAAAUACAAAUGAAGAUAAUUAUGACAAAAUAGGAUUUCUUUAUCGAUUUUUUGAGCGAAUAUAUGCGCCAUUCCUUAUGAAAACAUAUACCAGAGUAUCUGUUUUAAUUGUGUUUAUCAGUUGGUUGUUUACAUCUAUAGCUGUCAUCAGCCGUAUUGACGUCGGCCUCAGUCAGACACUAUCAGUUCCAUCAGAUUCAUAUGUUUUACCAUAUUUUGAGUCACAGAUAAAUGAUCUACGAGUGGGUCCUCCUCUCUAUUUUGUGGUCAAAUCUAACUACGAUUACGCCCAAAAACAACCACUAUUUUGUAGCGGUUCCGGAUGCGCUAACAACUCAUUGAUGACUAUAAUGGAUGGCGCAUCCAAAUAUCCUAACCAGUCAUAUAUAUCAGAUAUGGGUGUAACCAAUUGGGUCCAGGACUACAUGAGUUGGGCGAGUAAUGAUAAAUGUUGUCAUCUUUUUAAAGAUAAUCAAUCACAAUUUUGUGAUUCAAAAACGUUUGAUCAUAAUAAGACUAAAUGUACCCCGUGCAAUUUAACAAUGUAUGAUCAAAACAUCGAUAUUGUUAACAAAAAUAUGUAUUACGAUAAAUAUCUGAAAUUUUUUCUCAAUGAUAUACCAAAUGCUGAUUGUCCUGUCGGUGGUGGACCAAGAUAUUCGUCGGCAUUAAAACUUGAUUAUAGCAAUAAAAAUGAUAUUCCUGUUAAAGCCUCCUAUUUUAAUACAUAUCAUACAGUUUUGCGGACAUCGCAUGACUUUAUAUCAGCUUUGAGGACAUCACGAGCUUUAGCUGAGAGUUUAACCGAUGCUAUCAAUGCUGAAAACAAGAACAACGAGACACACGUUGAAGUAUUUCCUUAUAGUAUAUUUCAUGUGUUUUUUGAACAAUAUUUGGACAGUUGGAGAGACACUGUUAUCAAUUUGGUGAUCACAAGUUCCGUCAUAUUUGUGGUCACUUUCAUAUUCUUGGGUUUUGAUUUGAUUUCGUCACUUAUCAUAAUUGUCACCAUCGAGUGUAUUGUUAUUAAUCUAAUGGGACUAAUGUUUUGGUGGAAUGUAUCACUCAAUGCAAUAUCAUUGGUCAACCUUGUAAUGUCAGUGGGAAUAUCCGUAGAAUUUUGUUCGCAUAUAACCCGUGCAUAUGUUAAGAGCGAAGGCCUGACACGUGUCGAGAGAGCCCAGGAUUCGUUGGCAAGGAUUGGGUCAUCAGUAUUGUCGGGCAUAACAUUCACAAAAUUUUGGGGUAUAAUAGUAUUGGGUUUCGCCUCAUCCAAGAUAUUCCAGAUUUUCUAUUUCCGUAUGUAUUUGGGUAUUGUAUUGAUUGGUGCACUCCAUGGACUCGUGUUUUUACCUGUUAUACUGAGUCUUAUUGGAUCUAAUAGAUAA